Molecule: messenger RNA, 1827 nt
Organism: Exaiptasia diaphana
Lineage: Eukaryota; Metazoa; Cnidaria; Anthozoa; Actiniaria; Aiptasiidae
Exons: 1
Source: RefSeq, a predicted model, not a curated record
ACGAGUACAAAGAGUGUAACAUACACAGCUGCGAACGUAACCCAGUCAAAUGGUCAUGCAAAUACCCGUACCAAGAAACGCAUUGCUCUUCAAGUUGUGCCUGUACAGAUACAGGGUAGUAAUGACACCUUUGUAACUACUUACGCACUUUUAGACUCUGGAAGUGAGGACACUUUUGUAUCAAAGAAAAUCGUUGACAAACUUCAACUUUGUGUCGAAGAACCCCAUGAUAUGUACGUUUGCACUUUUAAUGGAGAGGGAAUGGUGAAAGCUGGACUUGUUGACCUGGAGAUUAAGCCUAUUUCUGGAGAAGACAUUGCUCUGAGAGUUAACGAUGUGAAAGUAAUCGAAAAACUAACAGUUGAUACCUGUAAACCAAAGGACUUGUCAGAAUGGUCGCACCUACAGGACAUUGAAAUCCCAGACGUUGAUGAAAGCGAAGUUACAAUGCUUAUUGGAGUCAACGUUCCUCAAGCGCACAUUCAAAUUGAACAACGCAUCGGUAAACAAGGUGAACCGUUUGCGGUCAAAACUGUACUUGGAUGGGCAGUACUUGGACCAGUUGGUAGUGUGAACAAUUACCAAGCGUCUGUAGUUAAUGUGAACUAUGUAAAGUUUGGAACUGAACUGACUGACCAACAAAUGAGUCAGUUUCUAAGACUAGAAGACAUUGACAUGAACGUCAAAGGUGACAUUGCAUCGCUAUCUGUUAACGAUCAAGAAUGCUUGAAGAAAAUGCAAGAUUCAACUCGCUUAGUGAAUGGUCAUUACGAAGUUGGAAUGCUAUGGAAGAGCUCACAACCAUGGUUGCCGGACAAUAAGAUAUUAGCUGAAACAAGGCUAAAGCCUUUGAAGAGAAAGCUGAAACGUGACGACGAGUUACAUCGGAAAUACAGAGACUUCAURAAUAAUCUGCUUACCAAAGGAUACGCAAGACKAUUGACAGCAGCUGAGGCGAAUGUGCGAAMCAACAAAACUUGGUACUUACCACAUCAUGCAGUGUUCCACCCACAGAAGAAGGACAAGAUACGCGUAGUUUUUGACGCAGCUGCCCAGCAUAAUUGUGUUUCCCUAAAUAACCAGUUKAAUCAAGGACCUGACCUAACCAACAGCCUUCUAGGUAUUCUCCUGAGGUUCCGCCAGGAGCCAGUCGCUGUAGUCGCCGACAUAGAGGGCAUGUUUAAMCAAGUAAAGGUUCCGUCUUCUGAUGCUGAUGMCCUGAGGUUUCUCUGGUGGGACGACGAAGAACUAGAAACAGUAUCUGAGUUCCAGAUGACGACUCAUAUUUUCGGUGCAACAGACUCACCAAGUUGCGCAAACUACUGUUUGAAGAGGGUAGCUCAGGACAWCAAAGACUGUSCUAGURAGGCCGCUGUUGAUGCUAUUGAGAACGAUUUCUAUGUUGAUGACUUUGUAAAAUCGGUCAGUACUGAAGAAGAAGCAAAGAUKUUGGUGGGUGAAKUGACAAGCCUGCUUGAGAAGUCUGGAUUCCAUUUGACUAAAUGGAUGAGCAAUAAUCGUGAAGUUCUUUCGACUAUACCUGAAGAAGAAAGGUCUAAACCUUUGAUCAAUCUGGAUCUUGAUAAACUCCCAGUUCAAAGAACUUUAGGAGUGCACUGGAAUGUAGAAGAAGAUGUUUUCUCAUUCAAGAUACACGAGCCGAGCAAACCAUCAACAAAGCGUKGGAUUUUAUCUGCAAUAAGCUCUUUGUACGACCCAAUCGGAUUUAUCAGUCCYGUUUUGCUGGAAGCCAAGAUUAUGGUGCAGAGUCUAUGGAAGAUGAACAUUGGUUGGGACGACCCAAUUCCAGACUAUCUAAGGGAUCAA